This is a messenger RNA of Plodia interpunctella (Indianmeal moth), 978 nucleotides long. RefSeq names its product doublesex-Mab related 11E (gene dmrt11E). Gene Ontology annotation, biological process: regulation of transcription by RNA polymerase II; sex differentiation. Gene Ontology annotation, molecular function: RNA polymerase II cis-regulatory region sequence-specific DNA binding; DNA-binding transcription factor activity, RNA polymerase II-specific. Lineage: Eukaryota; Metazoa; Arthropoda; Insecta; Lepidoptera; Pyralidae. Gene Ontology annotation, cellular component: nucleus. The coding region runs from base 166 to 765 and encodes 199 amino acids. The transcript is spliced from 3 exons. The record is from RefSeq and is a predicted model, not a curated record.
GAAGCGGUAGGGCGGAGCCACAGAUCGUGCCUUGCGUUUUAAACAUGAAUCCCGCUUUACAGUUGUCAAUCGCUGUAAAGAUGUUUCAGGAGGAACAUGAGUUUAUUGUAAUCGAUCUGAAGAAAACGUAUAGUGUUGAUUAAAGAUUUUUUUAAUACGGUCGUGAUGCAAAGUGAAGGUGGUGAGGCGGAAAGUGGUAGUGGUCGCAAGGCGUUACGAACGCCGAAGUGCGCGCGUUGCAGGAACCACGGGGUGAUUUCGUGCCUGAAGGGACACAAGAGGUUGUGUCGCUGGAGGGACUGCCGCUGUCCCGGCUGCUUGCUGGUACUAGAGAGACAGAGGGUCAUGGCGGCUCAGGUCGCACUCCGGAGACAGCAAGGCGCGGGCAGCGCGGAGUCCCGGGACGGUGAGGCGGCGGCGCUGGCGGCCCGCAAGCGCGCCUACCGCGCGCGGCUGCGCUGCAUGCAGAUGGCCAAGUCCUACUCAGUACAGCCGCAGCAUUUUGGUAACACUCGGUUGAUAAAUGGUGAUCCAACAUGGACAGAGCGUGUGCGACGUCGCAGAGCUUUCGCAGACGCGGAGUUGGACCGCGGGUCUGCGCCCGCGCCCCUGACGCCCCCCAUCCUGGCCGACGCGGUGCCCCCCGCGAUAUUCUGCCGCCAUCUUCUCGCCGCUUUGCUGACAAACUACGCCCCGGUUCCACCGAAACCUCAGCGCCCACAGAAGCUAUCAUUUUCUAUUGAAUCCAUUAUUGGUGUUCAAUAAAUCGUUCACUUAGCAUAAGAACUGCUACCAAAGUUUACACUCGUACCAGGUUUCUUCUUAAAUAACAAUUAGUGUGUAUUUAAUUACAAAGAUAUCUAUAACAAAACGUCAACGGAAAAUUAAAUCAGGACAGAUUGCUUUUUUCAUUUCCUGAUAUCAGUUUUAAUGUUAUCAAAUAGCUAAAGGAUCUGUGCCAUAGUAAUAGUUAUAUAC